ACGGGUCAAAGUCGACGACGCAAAGGUGGACAAACAGACCCUGGCCGUGCAGGAUAGCUGCUGAAGCACGAUGGACGGUCUGAAGGUCGCUCUCGAAUCCAGACAGCUAGUCGUCCUUACUCUGUCUACUACAGCUGUUAUCGCAGCUGGACUAGCCUACCUGAAGUGGCGGAGGCCGCGUACAGUGAACAGGCAGUACGUCCCAGUCGGCCAUGUCUCCAAAAUCUACGUCCACCCGGUAAAGUCCUGCCGGGGUUUGGAGGUGGGGGAGGCCGAGGUGACCAAACUAGGUCUCCGGUUGGAGGGGGUUAUGGACAGGCACCUGCUGAUCCUGUAUAAGGACCGGUUCUUGGACGGACGCACAGAGCCUCGGGUGGUGCUGAUUUCACCACAGUGUGCUGGAGACGGACAGGUCAGACUGGAGGCACCCGGUAUGGACCCGCUUACACUCCCCAAACCAAACAAACAGAAAGUGUACGACAUCAGCAUGUUUGAACUUGACGGAGACGGGGUAGACUGCGGCCCGGAGGCUGCCGCCUGGCUGGAGCAGUUCUUGGGGAAGCCGGGCUACAGGCUGGUCAUGUCCGCACCGGGGAGUAAGAAGAGACACACUGAUCAACAUCCAAAGUACAAAGACAUAGCCAAGCCAGAUGAUAAGGUGGGGUUCCAGCAUGAAACCGCCUUGAUGCUUGCGUCAGAGGCGUCUCUGAGCGACCUGAACAACAAGCUGGACACUCCUGUAGCCAUGCGCAACUUCCGACCCAACAUUGUGGUGUCUGGGUGUGAGCCAUUUCAAGAGGAUAACUGGCAGUAUGUGCGCAUCGGAGAGGUGGAGAUUCGGAGAAUGUUGCCCUGCAACAGGUGUUUGAUGACCACAGUCGAUCCCGAGACGGGUAUGAAGAACGGUACGCAGGAACCUCUCAAGACUCUUAGAAGCUAUCGCUUGACCAAGGACGAGAAGUACAAGGCAGUGUUCGGACAGAGUCCGCUAUUCGGGCUCACAUGCGGAGUGGAGCAGGAGGGAGUGAUCCAUAUCGGCGACACGGUGUAUGUGUGCACGUAAGGCGGCGACCCACCGCUGAUAUGACGCUGCAAGGCUCCAAUUGUGUGUUCAGUGCUCAUCCCAAGGACUUGUAUAUCCUUGCCCUUAUAGAUCACCUGCGUUCUGCCAGCACAUUGCCUGUGUAAACUUCCCAAUCACAUUUUAUUAAGAUGAUGAUGCAUCAGUAUUUGAUAUGAUCUUACUAGUAGAAUGUACUGUUGGCCGUCUCUGGACGGUCUCUCGACAAGGUUUAAUGGCAAGAAUAUGAUCUUCUCAUGUGUAGAAUAUAGCGUCUCGUCUAGACUAUGAUGGGAAAGUCCCUGUAAUAAACUCAGACAGCGAUUA
This is a messenger RNA of Branchiostoma belcheri (Belcher's lancelet), 1387 nucleotides long. RefSeq names its product mitochondrial amidoxime reducing component 2-like. Gene Ontology annotation, molecular function: pyridoxal phosphate binding; molybdopterin cofactor binding; molybdenum ion binding. NCBI's taxonomy places the organism in Eukaryota, Metazoa, Chordata, Leptocardii, Amphioxiformes, Branchiostomatidae. The transcript is spliced from 7 exons. Gene Ontology annotation, biological process: nitrate metabolic process. Gene Ontology annotation, cellular component: mitochondrial inner membrane. The record is from RefSeq and is a predicted model, not a curated record. Bases 71 to 1063 code for a protein of 330 amino acids.